AUGUAGAAAUGGCUUGCAAAGACAUAUCACCUCACGACGCCAGUGUUUUGAACGCUGUUUUCAACCCCAGUUUGCCUUUCGGAGAUGUUGUUGAAGAUGCAGAACAAUCUACACAGGAAGAAGUGAUCAGUAACACUGAGGCAGUCCACCAAGCCAGGGAGUUAGAGGUCAGAGGAGUAGAGGCAGCAGAGAGGGGGGAUAUCACCAGGGCCUUGGAGCUGUUUAAUGAGGCAGUGCUCACAGCCCCUAACUGGGCCUCUGGCUACAACAACAGGGCACAGGUCCUGAGGCUGAAGGGGGACACUGAGGGUGCUCUGCAGGAUUUAGACAAGGCCCUUGAACUCAGCAGUGGGACUGGCAAGGCUGCUUGUCAAGCUUAUACACAGAGAGGACUCAUAAGACGGUUGGAAGGAGAUGACGAGGGUGCCCUGGCCGACUUCAAGGCCGCUGCAGACCUGGGAAGUCAGUUUGCCAAGCAUCAGCUGGUUAUCAUGAACCCAUAUGCAGCUAUGUGUAACCAGAUGCUCUCAGAAGUGAUUGGAAAACUGAAGAAAGGAGAGGCAUGAAUGUUUCCUGGGAUAGGAAUUGGGUGUUGAUUUGUCUGGGUUUAAGAUUGCUCACAUCAGGAUUCUUACAAUCACACGUUUUUUUUUUUUUUUUUUUUUUUUUAUGAACACCUCAUGGAAAGCUAAUGGAAACAGUCAGAAUCAUGGAAUCAUGGAAAUUGCAAAUAUUUGUCACUUAAGAUUCCUGGUUUAGAAAAUAAGACAGUAAGCCAGUGUAUUGAGAAUUCCAGAGGAACUAUUCUCUGCCUUGGUAUGUUAUUGCAAGAAACUUGACUUUUAAAUUAAUGGCAGCUAUAUGCAUUAAACUAAUUGGUUAUAAUGGGUUUUAGGGACCAUCAAGUAUACUUUAAGACUGUUGGUUUGUUCAAAACUUUAUCUCAUUUUAUUGCACAAGUUUAUUUAUGUAUCUUUAAUUGUUAUCUCAAGCGAGGAUUUUAGCUGGUAAUUUAUUACAGUUUCUUGCAGUGCAGAAAGACUAUGAGAUAUGCAUAAAGGCAGUUUUGUUGCAGCUGUUUUGUGAGAUAUUUUUAUUAAUCAGGAGGUGAAAUCUCACUGUAUUUCAUAUACAGAAUAACAAACUAUAUUUUAUUGUUA
Lingula anatina is the source of this 1160-nucleotide messenger RNA. RefSeq names its product tetratricopeptide repeat protein 36. The record is from RefSeq and is a predicted model, not a curated record. Lineage: Eukaryota; Metazoa; Brachiopoda; Lingulata; Lingulida; Lingulidae. Gene Ontology annotation, molecular function: protein binding.